CUCUCGGUCCCCAGCGCGCAGCUCGGCCCAGCCGCCGCCGCCGCCGGACCCCAUCCGGAGAGCCAGAGGAGCGAGCGCCGCCCGGGGAAGGAGCGCGGCGAGGCGGACUCCACGUCGGGGGUCGCCGGCCGCGGGCGCUGAGCAGGGAUGGCGCCGGCCGCCGCCCCGGAGGGGCACCCGACCAUGGGCGUCCAGAUGUUCUCGGCGGGGGUGUCCGCCUGCCUGGCCGACAUCAUCACCUUCCCGCUGGACACCGCCAAAGUGCGCCUGCAGAUUCAAGGGGAGAGCCCCACGUCCAGCGGCAUCAAGUACAAGGGGGUCCUGGGAACAAUCACCACGCUGGCCAAAACCGAAGGCCCCGCGAAACUGUACAGCGGGCUGCCCGCCGGCAUCCAGAGGCAGAUCAGCUCGGCCUCGCUGCGCAUCGGCCUCUACGAGACCGCCCAGGAGUACUUCGCGGCCGAGACCGACAAACCACCAAGUUUGGGAAACAAGAUCUUAGCUGGCUUGAUGACCGGAAGCGUGGCCGUGUUUGUCGGGCAACCCACGGAGGUGGUGAAGGUCCGAAUGCAAGCACAGAGCCACCUCCACGGCCUCAAGCCUCGCUACACGGGCACCUACAACGCGUACAGAAUUAUCGCCACCAAAGAGAGCCUGUCGACGCUUUGGAAAGGGACCUCACCUAACCUGCUGAGAAGCGUCAUCAUCAACUGCACAGAGCUCGUGACCUACGACCUGGUGAAGGAUUUCUUCGUGGGAAACAAAAUCCUAGCAGACGAUGUCCCCUGCCACUUACUGUCGGCUCUUAUCGCUGGAUUCUCCGCAACACUUCUGUCGUCUCCGGUGGAUGUGGUGAAAACCAGAUUCAUUAAUUCCCCGCCAGGACAGUACCUGAGUGUGCCCAGCUGUGCCAUGAGCAUGCUUACCAAGGAAGGGCCGACAGCUUUCUUCAAAGGAUUCAUGCCUUCCUUCCUGCGACUGGCAUCCUGGAACGUCAUUAUGUUUGUGUGCUUCGAGCAGCUCAAACGAGAGCUGACCAAGUCCAGGCAGACUGUGGACUGCACCACCUAGGCAGCCCGGGGCCUGCAGCACCCAGGAAGCCCUGCACUGCCUCCCCUGUCGACAAACCCCACUGGAGCUCACCCUGCAACGCCCAGUCACCGCAUCCGAUUGACUAUACGGGGAUUAAACUGUGUGACUGAAGAGGAGGAACACUCACUAUCACUCCAACUGUUGGAAAACAGAAGCAAAUAUUACCAUUUCCUUUUAUUUAUUAACCAG
This is a messenger RNA of Dipodomys spectabilis (banner-tailed kangaroo rat), 1281 nucleotides long. RefSeq names its product uncoupling protein 1 (gene Ucp1). The transcript is spliced from 6 exons. Lineage: Eukaryota; Metazoa; Chordata; Mammalia; Rodentia; Heteromyidae. Gene Ontology annotation, molecular function: oxidative phosphorylation uncoupler activity. Gene Ontology annotation, biological process: adaptive thermogenesis; mitochondrial transport; mitochondrial transmembrane transport. The coding region runs from base 148 to 1071 and encodes 307 amino acids. The record is from RefSeq and is a predicted model, not a curated record. Gene Ontology annotation, cellular component: mitochondrial membrane.